GGCCAACCAAGAUCCAAGAGAUAUAAAUGUAAAGAUAAGAAUAGGGAGAAAUGAAUAAGUCUUCUGAAACACAGUCAGUGAUCAACCACUUUUAGCAAACAUCCAAAAGACCAGAGCGAGCUAGGGAACAUCAAACAAAACAAAACAAAACGAAACAAACAAAGAAACAAAGACGGAGGAGGAGAAGGAACAGUUACCGCCAUCAAUGGCGGGUCUUCAGAGAUCUAACAUCUCCUUUCGCCGUCAGGGCUCUUCUGGUAUUGUCUGGGACGACCGUCUCAUCGCCGAGCUUAACAAACAGGCCAACGACCAGAAAGGCGAAACAGAUGAACAGGAAGAAGGUAAGGAGGACCAGACAGCCAGACCCAUCUCUGGAGGAGGAGGAGCAAACCGCCACCAUAGAAACACGGGAAGAGUGUCUCCGGCGGUGGAUCCCCCGUCGCCGAGACUGUCGGCGUUUGGAUGUUGCUCUGCUUUCGGGAAGAAACCGGUGGUGAAGCAGAGGAAAAUUAGGCCACCCAAACGCAGAUUAAUUACCAGAGGAUGACCUGACAAAAGGGAGGGAGCAAAGUCAAGACACACAGACAGACACACAAAGAAGAAAAGACAUCAUAUACUAGCAGUGUUCAUUGAAUACUCCUUUUAUCUUUCCUUUCUGCUUCUUUUACUUUAAACUUGUUUGUACUUGGACGAGAUGUUUAUAUCUGAUUUGCAAGCAAUUAAGAUCUCUUGUAACAAUACUUCAACAUACAUCUACAAGCUUAUUGUUCUAUACUUAAUUCGAAUUCCG
This is a messenger RNA of Eruca vesicaria subsp. sativa (arugula), 790 nucleotides long. NCBI's taxonomy places the organism in Eukaryota, Viridiplantae, Streptophyta, Magnoliopsida, Brassicales, Brassicaceae. The record is from the annotation of a GenBank genome assembly.